UAAUGUACAAGAAAGGACGGAAAAUAAGCGAUUAUUUUAUCAUCAAUUUAACAAUCGCGGAUCUUCUUUGCUGCGUGAUCAGUAUACCGUUUGAUGUCAUGGAACGGAUAGCCCCUAGGGCUAUUCAUGUGUAAAGUUGUAUAUCCAUUACAGACUGUUAUWAUUGCUGUCGCAGUUGGCACGCUCCUGUUUAUGGCAUUCGAACGACRUCGAGCAAUAAUGAAACCUUUAAAGCCUAAAAUCUCAGGGAAAUAUAUCCUGUUGAUAAUCAUCYUUCUUUGGAUUACCUCAGUUAUUCUUGUUUCCCCAUAUAUGGUCGUACUGAAGAUGGACGGGUCGAUGUGWGUCGAAAACUGGCCAGAUCCUGCAUUCGUGAAGUCUUUUACAGCCAGCGUUUUUGUCCUUUUAUACAUCGUUCCCUUGAGCAUUAUUACCGCUGCGUACAUUCGUGUGGGGGCUCGACUUCGUCGUGGAAGUCCUUCAUUUAGAAACACGUACGGUGCGUCUACUGCUGGGCAAAGGGUCUUAAAACUGCAUGCCAGACGAAACAUCCACGUUGUUAAGAUCUUCGUUUGCGCUGUUAUAGCAUUUGCAGUCUGUCUUUUACCUUACCAUAUAAUGUGGCUAUGGUACGACUUUGGCGAUGCUAAAUAUUAUGAACAUUACAACGACCUGCUGACCUUUGCUAAUAUACUCGCCUAUAGCAAUAGCGCUAUUAAUCCGUUCAUUUUCGGAUCACUAAGCAGAAAAUUCCGAAGUUGCAGUUUUCUUUGGCGACGACGGUCUAGCAGUUCAGCGGGUUUUCCCAACAGGAUACUCCAAGAUGGACCAUCUUUGGGGAAGAAUUUCAAGAGAUAUCGUAUAUUUGAUCGUAAAUCGUCGAAUCGUAAAAGCUUGAUAGUUAGGAUUAAGAGCGAUGACGUUACGGUUAGGAAUGGAUUGAACAAGAACGAACACGCGGGUAGAAAAGGGUGUGACAGACAGACAGAGGUUAAUUGUCCUAUCGUUAUGAUAACGUCACUAUGACAACGACCAUCCAAACCCCAGAAGAUGAGGGGCGUCCAGUUUUUCAAAGAGGGCUCUGCUCUGCUCUGCUCUGCUCUGCUCUGCUCUGCUCUGCUCUGCUCUGCUCUGCUCUGCUCUGCUCUGCUCUGCUCUGCAGAGCAUGCACAUAACAUGACUACUUAGUGACAUGGGCUCUUGCCAACCUCCAAAUGUUUCCAUUCAAAUCUUUAAAAAAGCUUUAAUUUUAUAUUUAAUGCUAUUUCUCCUAUUUUCUACGUUGUAAGCUUAAACUCCCCCUUUUGCUAACACUAAGUUGUGCUUUUAACAUCUGCAGCUCAUUUUGGCAGAACUUCAGGGUCACGUGACCUGUUCUUCUUUUUCWUUUCUUGAUUUAACAAAAACUACGUAUAUAAUCUCACAAUAAAAUUAUUUAACAAAUCUUGAAUUAUAAUAAGCAUUCUAAUGUUAAAUGUACCUGGGUUAAUAAUUCAGUUUAUUGUU
This is a messenger RNA of Actinia tenebrosa (Australian red waratah sea anemone), 1506 nucleotides long. RefSeq names its product neuropeptide FF receptor 2-like. The record is from RefSeq and is a predicted model, not a curated record. Gene Ontology annotation, biological process: G protein-coupled receptor signaling pathway. Lineage: Eukaryota; Metazoa; Cnidaria; Anthozoa; Actiniaria; Actiniidae. Gene Ontology annotation, molecular function: G protein-coupled receptor activity. Gene Ontology annotation, cellular component: plasma membrane.